UGUGCUGUUUUGUGCAUGCCUGACCAGACUUAGAAAAGGGUGUGGAUGGGCACUGUUGUAACAUGGGCUGAAAAUUACCCUGCGGGGGAGAUAAAGAGCGCUCUAGGAUCGAAAGAACUGAUGGAGAACAGGAUGCUCACAGAGCCCAUAGUUACCCCCUUGACUGUUUAUCUCCCAGCCUGAAGCUCCUGGCAGAUUCCAUCAGCAGCCGGUUGCCCCAGCAAGGUUGGAGAUGGCAGUUUCCCCCAACCCCUGCCCCUUGGCUUGUCUGCUCACCCUCAUGGUCCUGCAGCUGCCCACACUGGAUUCAGCUCCCUUCGAUGUGACCGCACCUCAGGAGCCAGUGCUGGCCCUAGUGGGCUCAGAUGCGGAGCUGACCUGUCGCUUCUCCCCAAUCGCGAGCUCGGAGCGCAUGGAGCUGCGGUGGUUUCGACAGAUUAGGUCGCCAGCGGUGCUUCUUUACCGGGCUGGCCAGGAGCAGGAGGACCAGCAGAUGGCCGAGUACCGCGGGAGGGCCACGCUGGUGACCGACGGGCUCCCGGACGGCCGCGCUACACUGCGGAUCCGGGGUGUCAGGGUCUCGGACCAGGGCGAGUACCGGUGCUUUUUCAAAGCCAACGACAGCUCCGAGGAGGCCGCUGCGCAUCUCCAAGUGGCUGCUCUGGGCUCCGAUCCUCACAUCACUAUGGGAGUUAAAGAGAAUGGACAGAUCCAACUGAAAUGCACCUCCUCGGGGUGGUUCCCAGAGCCAGAAGUGCAAUGGAGAACUCCCUCAGGAGACAGAAUUCCAGUCACAGCAGAGUCCAGGAAUCGUGAUGAGGAAGGCCUGUUCACUGUGGCAGCCUCUGUGAGCAUCACAGACGGCUCCAUAAAGAACGUGUCCUGCUGCAUCCAGAAUCUCCUUCUUGGCCAGGAGAAGGAAGUAGAGAUCUCUGCACCAGCUCCCUUUGUGCCAAGACUGACUCCUUGGAUAGUAGCUGUGGCUAUCGUCAUACUGGCCCUAGGAUUUCUCACCAUUGCAUCCAUAUUUUUCACUUGGAGACUAUACAAGGAAAGAGCCAGAGAGCGGAAGAGUGAAUUUGGCUCUAAAGAGAGACUUCUGGAAGAACUCAGAUGCAAAAAGACCGCGCUGCAUGAAGUUGACGUGACUCUGGAUCCAGACACAGCCCACCCUCAUCUCUUUCUGUAUGAAGAUUCAAAAUCAGUUCGCUUGGAAGAUUCGCGUCAGAUCCUGCCUGAUAGACCAGAGAGAUUUGACUCCUGGCCCUGUGUGUUAGGUCGAGAGACCUUCACUUCAGGGAGACAUUACUGGGAGGUGGAGGUGGGAGAUAGAACUGACUGGGCCAUUGGUGUGUGUAGGGAGAAUGUGGUGAAGAAAGGGUUUGACCCCAUGACUCCCGAUAACGGGUUCUGGGCUGUGGAGUUAUAUGGAAAUGGGUACUGGGCCCUCACCCCUCUCCGGACCCCUCUCCGCUUAGCAGGACCUCCUCGCCGGGUUGGGGUUUUUCUGGACUAUGAAUCAGGAGACAUUUCCUUCUACAACAUGAGUGACGGAUCGCUUAUCUAUACUUUCCCCAGCACCUCUUUCUCUGGCCCCCUCCGCCCCUUCUUUUGCCUGUGGUCCUGCGGUAAAAAGCCCCUCACCAUCUGUCCAAUUGCCAAUGGGCCUGAGAAAAUCACAGUCAUUGCUGAUGUCCAGGACACCAUUCCCCUGUCCCCACUAGGGGAAGGUCCUGCUUCUGGAGAAACAGAUACUCUCCAUUCUAAACUGAUACCUUUCUCACCUAGCCAAGUGGCACCUUAAUGGCUAUUCCAGCUCCACAAUUUCCUUUCCUUUGACUACUCCCUCACACUCUGAAGCUUCAGUUGCCGGUUUCCUGGAGUCCCAUUUCUUCCUGGAGUCCCGUUUCUUCCUGGGGGGCGGUGAUUAGUUCACCCGGGGAAGGUGUUGCUGCUAGCAAAGGCAGGGAGAAAGGCUUUCCUAACGUGUUUCUGCACCAAUACUAGGGAGAUUGAGAGGUGAUUCCUAAACUAUUUCUAGUGCCCAUAUCCCUUCAGAUCAGAGCCUACAUAGGAGGACUUGGCAAA
This is a messenger RNA of Peromyscus eremicus (cactus mouse), 2088 nucleotides long. RefSeq names its product butyrophilin subfamily 1 member A1 (gene Btn1a1). Gene Ontology annotation, molecular function: signaling receptor binding. The coding region runs from base 233 to 1804 and encodes 523 amino acids. The transcript is spliced from 7 exons. NCBI's taxonomy places the organism in Eukaryota, Metazoa, Chordata, Mammalia, Rodentia, Cricetidae. Gene Ontology annotation, cellular component: external side of plasma membrane. The record is from RefSeq and is a predicted model, not a curated record. Gene Ontology annotation, biological process: regulation of cytokine production; T cell receptor signaling pathway.